AUGAGCUCAGAAGUAAACGAAUGGUAUAAGGGCCGAAAGGUUUUCGUGACCGGCGCCCUGGGACUGAUGGGGAAGGUGUUGAUCGAGAAACUGCUAUACAGCGUACCUGACGUGGACUGCGUAUACGCAUUAGUACGGUCAAAACGCGGCAAGAAUCCGGAAACACGCAUUGAAGACAUGUGGAAACUACCUUUGUUCAAUAGAAUAAGGGAAGAGAAGCCUCAUGUCAUGAAGAAACUGAUCCCGGUCAUCGGAGAUAUAAUGUAUGAUGAUCUCGGUAUUGAAAAACCUCAAUUGGAAAAGCUGUAUAAUGAGGUUUCGAUAAUCUUCCAUUUCGCGGCUACUCUCCGACUGGAGGCGCCUCUUAAGGAAGGAUUGGAGAUGAACACGAAGGGCACAAUCAGGGUGCUUGAAAUGGCCAAGAAAAUGAAGAAUCUCGUUUCGUUCAUUCAUCUCUCUACGGCGUUUUGUUACCCCGACUAUGAAAGGAUGGCAGAAAAGGUGUUCGAUCCUCCGGCCGAUCCGCACGAGGUGCUGCGUGCAGCUAGCUGGUUAACUGAUGAACAACUGAAUCUCCUGGCGCCCGCAAUAUAUCAAAAGCAUCCCAACUCUUACACAUACUCCAAACGACUAGCAGAAGCACUUGUUAAAGAAAGUUAUCCACAACUGCCCACGGUUGUCGUUCGGCCUAGUAUAGUAACCCCAUCGCUUAAGGACCCUAUGCCGGGGUGGGUGGACAACUUGAAUGGGCCUGUAGGUCUGAUGGUCGGAGCUGGGAAAGGAGUCAUACGCUCAAUGCACUGCUAUGGACAUUACCAUGCCGAAGUGAUACCUGUGGAUAUGGCUAUUAACAGCAUCGUCGUCAUCGCCUACCAAACUGGGAGAGAAACGAAGAGGCAAUCAGAAAUCCCGGUAUAUAAUAUAACGACAGGCGACGACAAGAACACGACGUGGAAGCAAGUGUUAGACAUAGGCAAGGCGUCCGUUCGAAAGUUUCCAUUCGAAGGACCUCUAUGGUACCCUGACGGCAAUAUUCGACACAACAAAUUCAUUCACGAUCUCUGCGUGUUCUUCUAUCACAUAGUGCCGGCUUACUUUAUUGAUUUUUUGUUGUUUUUAUUCAGGCAAAAACGAUUCAUGGUGCGUAUCCAAAACAGAAUUUCAGUUGGUCUGGAAGUACUUCAAUAUUUCACAACGCGCGAGUGGUGGUUCGACACGAAUAACUUUAAAUCCUUAGUGCGUAUACUGAACCCCGUGGACCAGGAACUUUUCCCUAUGGACCUCACUGUCAUACAAGAUGAGCCUUAUAUUGAAAGCUGUAUGAUCGGUGCCAAAUUGUACUGCCUCAAGGAGAAAUUAGAAAACUUGCCAAAAGCAAGGCUUCAAAAUAAAAUCUUAUACGUUUUGGAUCGACUCGUGUCUUUAUUCUUUUAUCUAUUAUUGGUAUACUGGAUUGUAAGCUACUUCGAGCCAGCGAGAGAACUGCUUUCAUACGGGGGGCCGGUGGUCAGAUACUUGCCGCUUGUGGGCAAGGCUGUCUUCAAAGAUGAAGCUAUGUGA
Molecule: messenger RNA, 1560 nt
Organism: Arctia plantaginis
Lineage: Eukaryota; Metazoa; Arthropoda; Insecta; Lepidoptera; Erebidae
Source: the annotation of a GenBank genome assembly